AUGUCGUCCUCGGGGGCGCGCUCUGGCGAGCGGAUGGUGCAUCAAGACUUCAUCGCGCGAAUUCGCUUCUCCAACGCCCUGCCUCCGCCACCCAAUCCACCCAAACUCCUCGACAUCCCAAACAUGGGCCUUGCAAGUGGACAGUACACGACUCCUGGAUUCGCUUCGCGGCUAGCCAGAGAGCAGCCGCUGAAUAUCGAGGCUGAUGCUGAGCUGGGCAUGCCCUUGGACUUGGUGGGCAUGCCCGGUGUGUUUGACGGUGACGAACGAUCUAUCCAAGCUCCCGCACAAGCUCCUGCCGUCCAUCCUCACGACAGGCCGUUGCUGAGACCAAUCGCGGCCCUCGGCAAGCCCAAGGUUGCCGAAGCAAACGUGUCCUUCCUCCGCCGAACAGAAUACAUCUCGUCAUCGACGCCAAAGAGACACGAGGGGGGUAAUCCGCGCGCUCUGCUCGCCAAGGCGCGGAAGCCCCAGCGACAGGCUCCCGAAGCUGCCGCCGACUCGCCCCAAGCCAUCAAACGCAAGAUUGAACGCGGCUUCGACGUUGCCCAGCAAGACCUCCGGGAUCCCAAGCGAGUCAAGCACCCUACCAAGAAGCACCUCAAGGUCGUGGAGGCCAUCCCCCUCAUGCCCGACCUGCACGCGUUCCCCGAUUCUGGCGCCUACGUCACGGUCAAGUUCCAGACCAACCCCGUCAGCAAGUCAAACAAGUACGACGCACGCCUCCUCUGCGGCCUGCUGCGGCCGAUAGAGCGCACCGCGGCCGAGGACGCAGCCUACGAGGCCGCCCUCGAGGCGCACGAGCUCGAUCCCGUCCACAACCCCAAGCCCCAGAACCUCAUGAAUUACGACUUCUACCUCGGACAGAGCGGCUCGGUGGCGGAGAACUUCCGCCGCAAGUUCGACGUCGACGACCCUGACCACGACGGCGACGAGUUGUACACGCAUCAGGGGGAGACCGGCGGCUACUUCCAGUUCAACAGGGUUCGAGCCUACGAGACGUCCCACGAGACCGAGCUCGACCACCCCACCAAGUACGAGGACGAGGUGAUACUGGCAUACAACGACGAGGAUGCCUAUCCCAAACAGAAUGCCAUGUACUACUAUCCCGUCAUGCAAAAGUCAACCAUCCGCCCCCAGCGAACCAAGAACAUUGCCCGCACAAUCGGUAUUUCCCAGGAGGAGGAGCAGAUCGUCGACCAGCUGGAUAUCACCGUCGAAGACCCUACCGAGGAAAUGCUCGACGCUAUGAGGAAGUACAAGGACCACCCUCUAGGGUGGGAGCAAGAGGCGGACGAGGCGGAAGAGCCCGCGCGGGACCAAGCCGCCGGCGAAGCAGACGGGGAAGACGCAGGGGCAAAUGGUAACGACGGGUCCGAGAGGCGCUCGCCUUCUGAGGACAGAGAUGCGGAAGCCGACGGGGACGAGGACUAG
Messenger RNA from Metarhizium album ARSEF 1941, 1434 nucleotides. RefSeq names its product RNA polymerase II-associated, Paf1. The transcript has 2 exons. The coding region runs from base 1 to 1434 and encodes 477 amino acids. Gene Ontology annotation, molecular function: chromatin binding; RNA polymerase II complex binding. Gene Ontology annotation, cellular component: Cdc73/Paf1 complex. NCBI's taxonomy places the organism in Eukaryota, Fungi, Ascomycota, Sordariomycetes, Hypocreales, Clavicipitaceae. The record is from RefSeq and is a predicted model, not a curated record. Gene Ontology annotation, biological process: transcription elongation by RNA polymerase II.